This is a messenger RNA of Alternaria burnsii, 2739 nucleotides long. RefSeq lists its product as uncharacterized. The transcript is spliced from 6 exons. The record is from RefSeq and is a predicted model, not a curated record. NCBI's taxonomy places the organism in Eukaryota, Fungi, Ascomycota, Dothideomycetes, Pleosporales, Pleosporaceae. Bases 1 to 2739 code for a protein of 912 amino acids.
AUGAAGCCUGCAUUCUCGGAUGCGUACGGGGUUUCUACUGCGAACUGCUGGGGAAGAAGAGCCCUCUUGAAUUCCGCGCUGGAACAACCGAUGCUCUUCCCCGAUCCAUUCCGAUCUGCUAGCCUUGACGGCACUCUACCGCUUACAAGAUCCUUCCUCACGGCUGCUGCAGUAUCGCUGUCCUUUCGCAUGAGCCAUAAGAUCAACCCGUUCGAGCACUUCAGACUGUGGCACAGCUUCGUCGCAUAUCUUCCCAUCGUUAUAGCUGACGAUCGAGCGAUGCUGACUAUAUUUACUCAAGAUGGUAUACCGGAAGAGUCAAACAGUAGAGACAGACGUGCUUUUGACUGGGCAGCGAAGACAGCAGAGGAUGAUGAAGAGGAGGAGAAAUGGAUCUGCUACUCACUCUCAGAGCUUGAUGACACUUUUCGCUACGAGCAAUCACCCCAUCCGAGUAUUAGCUACCAGCAAGAUGUCGGGUCAGCUUCUAGCUAUCAGCAUCUCGCCGAGCCAACUUCUAGCUAUCAGCAUGCCGUCGAGCCAGCUUCUAGCUACCCGGCACCCUUGAUCACUAUAACCAGCUAUCCGGAGUUGUUCAGUCCGCAUUUGCGAUAUCGCUUCCCCCCACAUUUAAUGCCUGGCGACCCAGAUCCAAUGCUUUUCGACCCAGCUUUUAUGCCUAUCGAACUAAACGAUCCCGAACCGUCUGUUGCCUACAGACCCUACACGAAUCAAUACCGCUACCCAUCCCGGCAGCCAAAUUUGUCACCCCAGGCACAGUGGAUUACCGAUGUGGAGGACAAAGAUCAAGACGACUCAGAAAAAGUCGACAGCUUUGACCUUGACGAUCUCCCUCUUAAUGCAGAGUUAACACCCAAUCUCGAGCACUACCCCUACCUAUCCUCUCUCGACCCCGACCCCGACCCCGACCCCGAUUCCCACCCCCAUCAGUAUUCCCGUCCGUUGUACAGUUAUCAAUCUCGGUCUGACCCUGGGUUGUAUGACGGCAUUGACGCGAAAACAUCAGAAGGGUUAAGUGAUGUAAGAAGUAGACACGGUAGUGGCACUACGCCUAAUGUGAACAUAUCCGGUAUGAAUUUCGGUGAUACCAAUGAUAGUUCACGUAUCAACUCCGGUAAUACGACUAGUCCAGCUCUAGAAGACGAAGGAGGAGCUGACAGUGCGAACGCAUCCGCUGUCUCAGAUGAAGAAUUAGGCAUUUCACCCAGUACUUACCACACGCCUCACCUCAUGCCUCUGCAGAACUUGCAGUACCACCGCCUUUUGCAUGACUGGAAAACCAUCCAAGCCUCCCUUCCAGCCGACUGGCAAUGGGACGUUGAAUACCAUACCACAAAGGCGAACCACAGUGGGCAGCAUGGAUCUUGGACGUGUACACCUCUUGACCUUCUUGAGCAGAAGUGUUAUCCACUUACUAUUGCUGGAGCACCCGUUAUAAUUCCAGUGGAGUACAGAUGGCCUCCAGAGAGUGGACUUACGCCACCCCCUGAUCCGCGAGCUACAACGCCAAUCGACUGCUGGGCCACGCUACCUUUGGAGCUAGUGAAAGAUCUUUUCCUGACUUUCAAAGACAGCAUCGGAUUCUAUGUUUUGAUAAAUGGCCUUCUCCAAGUCAUUGUGCCAGAAUACUAUGAUACUAGCUGGGCGUCAUCACACCUGCCACACAAAUAUGGCGGCCUCAAGGUCUGCUACAUCGAACAAAACCUUGAACCUACCAUGUUGCCGAGUGCAACUGAUACAAGUAGGGUCACGACGUCUGGGUCGCCAGUCGGGUCGCAUGAUGUAUCGGGUAUCUUCCGGCCUGCCAGCCUGUCGACCCAAUCCGUCAUCAAAUUCCCAUCACUCAAACUUAACGACUUGAUAGAAGCUCGCGCGGUAUCCAAUCAUAGAAGGGAGAGAUUUUCUGGACGUGUUGGUCUCAGAGUGACACGAGCUGGUUUGGAACCAUUGAUAGUUAUGUCUACGCACGUUAUCACUGAGGCCAUACUUGCAAAGUCUCAUAGGGACACCAUAUUCAGCCGUGGUCUUGAUGAUCGCUUCAAAAAGCUGGAGGAUGAUUGGAAUGAACAUGUCAACAUCUGGGCAGGUGAAAAAAAGAUCGGCACCAUCGACAAAACUUUUGACAAAGAGGCGAAGCUCUAUCCGGCCGGUUUCAAACAUGACAUCACGCUCAUAAAACCGUCACCCCCUGCUGUGGUGCAGGACAUUGUGUCUCCCGUAGCAAAUCUCGGAUGGCUGCAUCAAAAGUCAUGGAAUUCUCUUCGCCAACAAACAUCAACGGUCAAAAUUCUGGCUGAUGCUGAAAGCUCCCGGUUAGGAAAAAGCAUAAAGUGCAGUCGCCCGUCCGAUGUUCUCGUUGUAGGCGAAGGCAUCUUCCUUAACCAGAAGGCCGCAGCAGGUAGCUCAAAAAGUCUUAAAGACCACGAUGCGUCAACAUGGAACGACCUCGUGUCGCGCGCUCUCUUGUAUCGUGUAUAUCCCGACUUCGAUCCACCAAACGGUCACAGUGGUACCGCACUGUAUGCAGAAGGGGCCAGAGAGGACGGUACCGAGGGUCCAGGCAUUGUAGGUUUCCAGAGCUUCGUACAGCGUAGCGGCCAUGUACAAAAUUUCGAGAUGGAGGGUCCUGCGCUCGAACGAAGAUUGCAACUCGGGCGGGUCGCGUUCUACGGAGCGUUCGAGGUUCCUUCAGAGCUGAAGCAGUAUGACAUCGUUUGA